AUGGCGGACGGCGAUACCCUCUUGUUCAACAUCUCAGCAUUCGUUGCCGGCUUAUUCUUGCUCCAAUAUGGCGCCGACAAGUUCAUUGACCACACAGCCAUCGUAGCAGAGCGCCUCAAUGUGUCCCCUACCCUCAUCGGGCUGCUUACAUGCGGCGCCGAGUGGGAGGAGCUUGUUGUUGUUGCCGUCGCUUUGAGCCAGAAGGACUCGAAUCUCGCCCUCGGAAACAUUAUCGGCUCAUCAAUAGCCAAUGUUUUGUCUUCCUUCUCUCUGGGCCUCCUCUUUAUGAACCAAGUCGAGUUCGACCGCAGUUCCAAGAUCUACACCACUAUUUUACUGCUGACCACCUCCCUGUUUAUAGUCCUUCUUGUUGCGAUCAAGGCGGUCCCCCAGUGGCUUACCGGCUCGCUGUUGAUCGUCCUCUUUGUCGUUUACAUUGCAUCAGUGGCAUACUUCAUCUACCGGGGUACACUCACCGCCCCCGAGAGUGACUCGGACAGCGAGAGCGACAGCAACAGCGACAGCGAGGUCGAAGAUGAGGACAGCGACAGCGACAAGGCGAACGAGAGCGGCAGCAGCAGCCGAAGAAGCAGCUCAUCAAGCCACCGCUCCCGUUCGCACCUAACAACCCCCCAGCACUCCCCAACCGACGACGACGACGACGACCCCGAACAAGGCCACCAACUCACCCUCCUCCCCCUCUCCCGACCCAAAACACGCCGCCACCCACCCAAACCCAAACCCAAACCCAAACCCCUCAAACCCCUCCGCCACCACCUCCUGCACCUCCUCCUCGGCCUCGCCGCGCUCCUCCUCUCCAGCUACGUCGUCGCGCACAGCGCCUCCGCCAUCGGCCGCGCGCUGUCCCUCUCGUCAACCGCCGUCGGCGCCACCGUGCUCUCGCUGGCCACGACGCUGCCCGAGAAGGUGGUCGCCGUGCUCGGCGGGGUGCGCCGGCAGCCGGGGAUCCUGGUGGCCAACACGGUCGGGUCGAAUAUCUUCCUGGUGACGCUGUGCGCGGGGGUGUUGUUCUUGGGUGGGGAUGGGGAGGUGUUGGGGAGGGGGUUGACGGGGUUUGAGGUGGGUGCGGUGUGGGUGGGUGCGGUGGUGGUUUUGGGGGUGGUGGUAUUUGGGGGGAGGCGGUGGAUGGGGUGGGUGAUGCUGGCGGGGCUUUCCUUCCUCAGCAGAAUCCCUCGAUUCGGCUUCUUCCUCGUCAUGUCUCGGAGCAAUCCCCGACACCUUGUCCGCCACCAAAACCUAACACCCCUUAUGUCGCUACUAGAGCUCGAAAGCCGACAGGCGAUCUGCCACCGUGCAACCACCAUGACCACCACCACCACCACCACCGCCCACCACACCCUCCUCACCCCCUCCUGCCGCCUCGCCCCAGUCCCCUCACCCCAACCCACCGCGGGCCUCGAAGGCAUCCCCCCGCUGCACGCCCAAUUCUUCUACGCCUCGCCCAUCCCGAUCGACGACCCCCUCUCAGCCGCGACCAUCGCGGGCUCGGCCGACGCGCGGCCCUCCAAGCUCCCGCUGCGGCCCUUCGCCGCCGCCGACAACGCCGCGCUCGAGCGCGCCUGGCUCGGCCUCGCCUCCGACCGCGACCGCCGCAACCACGCCCACGCCUGUCGCCGCGACCGCGACGGCGACCGCAGCCCCAGCCCGGCCCUGUCGCGCGAGAAUGCAGAGAAGCUCGGUGCGAUUGUGGCGGGGCUGGCGGUGAAGCAUAGGGAGAAGCAUGAUCGCGAGGGGCAGGCCGCGGGGCCGGUUGCGGCUGCUGUUGUUGUGGGUGGUGGGGACGGGGAUGCGGGGGUUGAGCCCGGGGGUGGCGGGGUGCCGGUUUGCUGUGGGGAGCUGGCGAUUGACGCGUCGGCGGAGUUGAGGCGGGAGUUUUGUGCGGUUACGAGGCGGAGGCAGCAGGUGUUGGAUCAUGAUCGUGUGUUGGAGGGCGUGAUGGCGCAGUUGGCGAGGUUGAGGAUGGACGCGGAUUCGGCGAGGCCAGCUGCGCACGAGGUUGCGUGGGCUCUGGGCUCCAGCCCGGCGCUGCAGGUUGGGAGUCUGGGGGCCAGGUCGCCGACACCGCCCGUCGAUGGUACCCCGCUGGCGUCCAGUCUGCCGGCUGGGGGGUUCAUUCCUACCCGACCGCCGGUAUUGGAUGAUGGCAUCUCGGGGAAGCCGUUCGUGCGGGUGGAAUCGACACCGAGGUCCACUCGGUCGUCUGGCGUGGGCACGCCGGAUGAUAAGGCGGCGGCGAGGAACGUGCUUCGGGGUAGGGCCAGAGGCGACAGCCGAGCAUCUGCGCGUGGACGGCCAACCACCGCCGAACGGCUGGAGGACUCGGUCGAGGUGCCGGUGGGCAUCUCGAGGCUGCACAUGGUCUCGCUCCCAGUGCUCCAGAUGAAACCGAUCUACUGGUCUCCUGUCAAUGAUAUCGCCACUGUCUUGAGAGCAACUUGGUUCUACAGAGACACCAUGGUUCCUGUGGAGCCCAGCGUUGCAAACCAACUAGAGGCUGGUUACCGCGAGCUUCGACCGUGGACAGAGACAUGGAGCGAUGAGCUGAGAUCUGCGCUCGACGUCGGCCCCCUUGGGGAGGAGAAGGUCUCCCACCGUUUGUGGCCUGAGGUUACCGACAAGCGGCAGAAGGGCAAAGACGGUCUACCCCCGGAGCCGCCAAUAUCUACCGACCCGUUUUGCGCUGCCAGGUGUUUCCGUGGGGAGGCUGCCACCGAGGGAUCGCUAGAGCCAGUCCACUCCGAGGAAGACACCGCGCUCACGCCUCCCGAGUCCAGGAUGUACUCGAGGUCCUAUGUCGUUUACAAAGAUGGAUCGGCCGCGUUUCUACUAAAACCUAGCCAAAAGCCGUCGGCUUAUUACGGCCGAAAGCCUAUUUCUAAGAUCAUGAAGGGCAUAACCGUGGGGCUGCCUGUCGUUCGUGGAUUUGACCGGGCGGCCUGGGAACGGGUGAACGACAAGGGGGCGGCUUCGCGCAACAAGGGCACGUCGCCUGUGACCCCAGCGGCGGAGCUGCGCCAGACUGCUGAAGCGGGCGGUUGUCCAGGAUGCCAGGCGGACAAAGACCGGGGCCAGGUUACCGACCUCGUUCUUAUUGCUCACGGCAUUGGCCAGAAGCUAUCCGAGCGUGUCGAGAGCUUCCACUUUACACAUGCGGUCAACGCUUUCCGAAGAGAUAUCAACAUCGAACUUGACACCCCGAGCGUUAAAUCUGUCCUUCGGCCAGAUCAAAACGGGAUAAUGGUGUUGCCCGUAAACUGGCGCCACCUCCUGAGUUUCGAUGGCAACAACCCCGCCAGUGAAGAGGAUAAAUCAGCCUACUCUCCCGACGGCUUCACCCUAAAAGACAUCGAGCCGCCCACAAUCCCCGCCGUGCGGAGUAUGAUUUCGGACGUCAUGUUCGACAUCCCGUACUACAUGUCCCACCUCAAAACCAAGAUGAUAGCCGCUCUCGUCGGCGAGGCCAACCGCGUCUAUCGCCUCUGGUGCACCAACAACCCAGGCUUCUCUGAAAAGGGACGUGUCCACCUCAUCGCGCACUCCCUCGGCAGCGCCAUGGCCAUCGAAGUCCUCUCCAAGCAACCCACCCGUGUUCCCCGACCGCUGGACCUCUCCACCCCAGGCCCGGACACGCGCUUCUUCGAGUUCGACACCACCAACCUCUUCCUGCUGGGCAGCCCGGCCGGCUUUUUCCUCCUCCUCGACCGCGGCGGCCUAGUGCCGCGGCGUGGCCGCCUCAAACCAGGUGCCGAAGUCGCCGACACGGUGGCCAAGGACGUAGUCGCCGACGUGGGUGUGUUCGGCUGCGUCGCCGUCGACAACAUCUACAACAUCCUCGCCAAGGAAGACCCCAUCGCCUACCUCCUCAACGGCGCCAUCGACCCCGUCUACGCGGCCGGCCUCAAAGUCGCCUACGUCCCCAGCAUCAGCACCUCCUUCUUCAAAUCCGUCGGCGGCGCCCUCGAGCUCGAGGUGCACGACUUCACGCGCGAGGAGGUCGCCGAGCGCAAGGCCUUUUUGCUCAACGACAACGGCCAGCUCGACUACUACCUGCGCUCGGGCGGCGGCCCGCUCGAGAUGCAGUACCUCAACAUGCUGUCCGCCCACACCAGCUACUGGACCAACCAGGACCUGAUCCGCCUGCUGUGCGUUGAGAUUGGGCGCGUGCCCGGGCGCGCGCAUGCGCUGCCGUCGAUGCGGGCGGUUAAAGUGAAAGGGCGGUUUGGGGGGCAGCUUUGA
Molecule: messenger RNA, 4257 nt
Organism: Chaetomium fimeti
Lineage: Eukaryota; Fungi; Ascomycota; Sordariomycetes; Sordariales; Chaetomiaceae
Exons: 7
Coding region: 1-4257 (1418 amino acids)
Biological process (GO): transmembrane transport
Cellular component (GO): cytoplasm; membrane
Molecular function (GO): metal ion binding; glycerophospholipase activity
Source: RefSeq, a predicted model, not a curated record